Molecule: messenger RNA, 2652 nt
Organism: Galleria mellonella (greater wax moth)
Lineage: Eukaryota; Metazoa; Arthropoda; Insecta; Lepidoptera; Pyralidae
Product: E3 SUMO-protein ligase ZBED1-like
Exons: 1
Coding region: 489-2468 (659 amino acids)
Molecular function (GO): protein dimerization activity; DNA binding
Source: RefSeq, a predicted model, not a curated record
GGUGAUAGGUGAAUAAUGAAAAAAGGCACGUCAGUCAGCCCAUCGUGAUGAAUACACAUGGAACUCAGCACGAUAGUUUCCAGGGGGACCCGCGUGGAGGUCGACCUGACAGGAUAUAUUGCUAGCAAUGGGACUGGUAGCCCACAUUACUAAUGAUCCCUUCCCCUCAAUUUACUUAUAUUGUAAAUGGAAAAGUAAGCUUAAUUUACGUUCAGUACAACGACAAUAGUCGUAAAAUUACUCUACCAUAUCUGAAACAUAGCUGUAAAUAUAUUGAUUAUUUAAUUAAUUAAUAGAAAAUAUUUUAAUCUGUUAAUUUUAAUAAACUUUCAAAUUCUGUGUCCCCUCACUAUUUUUUUUUUUUUACUGUGACUCACCGAAAAUGAAAUUAAUGCAACGACCAACGGACCAACGUUUCGCGCGAAAAUACAACAGUGAAUAUAUAGAUAUAUAGUUAUUGUUUUUCGCAGUUUCUAUUUUUUAUCAAUAUGAGUCCACCUAAAAAAAGCGUAGUAUGGGAGUUUUUUCGUAAAAACAGUGAUGACAGUGGUACCAGACUUUAUUGUAAACUGUGUAAUUGUAAUUACAAAUAUAUAGGAAAUACAUCCACUCUAAUUAAUCAUUUAAAGAAAAAACACAUUGUUCAAUAUAGUGAAGCAAUUGGACAAGCUUUACCAAGUAACGAAACUGUAAGUAAUGGUUAUGAAGAGAACUCGAGAAUUUUUUUAUCUAGUAAUAGGCCAGAACCAAGUUCCAGUGAAAAUAGAAUUUUACCAUCGCCAUCCCUCGUGGAAAUACCAAAUGAUGAAAGACUUACUGAACCAACCCAAAAGCGAAUGAGACAAAUGCGUAUAACUGCGCCAACUAAAAUUAAUCAAAAAUCUGGAAAUGAUGCAUUAAUGGACAUGAUUGUUUUGGAUUUGCAACCCCUACAAAUAGUCGAAAAUAAAGGUUUUAUAAAGUACACACAAACAUUAAAUCCGCAUUAUGAAAUACCAUCAAGAAAAAAAUUAACCCAAAUGUUAGAAGAUAGGUAUUUAAUAUGUAGUACUGAAUUAAAAGAAAAACUUAAAGAUGUAUUAGAUAUCGCAUUGACGACUGAUAUUUGGUCUUCCGAUAGCCAAAAAAGUUUUAUUAGUGUUACUGCCCAUUUUAUACAAUAUUCGAAAUUACGAUCAAUGGUCAUUUCAACUAAAGAACUUCCAGAACAACAUACUGCAGAAAAUAUUGCAAAUAUAUUAAGAACCAUUUUAUCCGAUUGGAAAAUUUAUGACAAAAUAGUCACCGUAGUCACCGAUAAUGCCUCCAAUAUGAAAAAAGCCGUAAACGAUUAUCUAAAUAAAAGGAAUCAUUUUUGCAUCGCACAUACCAUCAAUCUAGCUGUUAAAGACUGCCUCGGUAAAGAAAUUGAAAAUAUUCAAAGUUCAUAUUUAAAAAAUACAGAAAUUCUUAACGUCAUUACAAAAUGUCGCAAUAUAGUAACUCACUUUAAACAAAGUACAAAAUCAGCGAAUACACUUAGAGACAUGCAAACCCAGAUGAACCUAGAAAUUUUAAAACUUAAACAAGACAUUAAUACCCGAUGGAAUUCCACUUUUUAUAUGCUUGAAAGGCUAUUAAGAUUAAAAAUUCCUUUAUCUGCAACUUUACCAUUGCUUGACACACCACCACUUAACUUAAAUUCAGCUGAAUGGUCUAUUCUGGAAGAUUGUGUUGCAGUUUUGCGGCCACUAGAAAAAAUUACAACCACCUUGUCAGGAGAAUAUUACCCGACGUUGUCAUACAUUAUUCCAUUGGUAAGAGGACUACAAAAUUCUAUCCUCAAGAAGACUCCACAUACUGAAGCAGGCCAACAUCUACAACAAUCAUUACUGGAAGUCAUAGAUAGAAGAUUGGGUGUGUAUGAAGGUAAUAGGACUGCAGCAAAGGCAACUAUUCUAGAUCCCCGUUUCAAGAAAAAAGCAUUUGGGUUGGAAAGUGCUGCAGAAAAUGCGAUAAAAUAUGUUAUAGAAGAACUAGCUCAAUAUCAGUUACAGCUUCAGGUAUCUGAAAUACAACAUGAAUCUAAUACGGCAACAACAUCUCAGACUCAGACUUCUUCAAAUAGUGACGAUGAACUGUGGGAAGUCUUCGAUAAAAAAGUGAAUGACAGUACUACGCAGCAAACGCCAAUAUCUUCUGCUUCAAUUAUGCUAAAACAAUACCUAGAUGCCCCGUAUCUAGAUAGAAAGAAAGAUCCACUACAGUUUUGGGAAGAACGAAAACAUAUAUUUCCGUCUCUGUAUCGAAUGGCUUGCAAAUAUUUAUGCAUACCUGCGACGUCCGUGCCAUCAGAACGACUUUUUUCUAAAGCUGGACUACUUACCAAUCAAAGAAGAAACAGACUUCUCCCAAAAAAGUUAGACCAAAUUUUAUUUCUGAACUCUGUCUGCAGGGAGAAAAAGAUUAGUAAUACAUUUAACAAAUAAUAAGUAGGUAUGUACCUACUUAUUAUUUAUUAAAUUAUAGGUAUUAUUAUAAUUUAUUCUCUUUCAAAUUUUAGGGCUAUUACAUAAUAUACGUAUAUUUAAUUAUAGAUACUAGGUAGUUAACCGUAUCUACAAAACAUUUAUAUUAUAUCCAGUUAAAAUUGAGUAAAUUAAUACAAAUUAC